This is a messenger RNA of Amyelois transitella, 906 nucleotides long. Its product is annotated as superoxide dismutase [Cu-Zn]. The transcript has 4 exons. Gene Ontology annotation, molecular function: copper ion binding. Gene Ontology annotation, biological process: removal of superoxide radicals. The record is from RefSeq and is a predicted model, not a curated record. The coding region runs from base 178 to 906 and encodes 242 amino acids. Lineage: Eukaryota; Metazoa; Arthropoda; Insecta; Lepidoptera; Pyralidae.
CACGAUUACGUCCACUCGUCCCUACUCAAAAUUAUUGCAAACUCGGUUCUGUGAAACAAAAUCAUUGGUACUCAGCCGCUUGGCAACUUAACACGCAUUAGGGCGAUUCCAAUUUUAAAAUUUUUAAUAUUUUCCCGCCUUGUUUUAUUUUUUUUAAUUAUUAUUUUUUUAAUCACUAUGAAUCUAAGGCUACAUGUGUUUUUCGGCCAGAUGUUGUGGUUAGUGGCCGUAUUGAAUGGCAAGACUCUACAGGGUGUCCCAGGUUACGGCAGGAACCUCAUAAUCAAAACAAUACCGGCGAUCGAAGACUACCAGAGCAAUGUUUACGAAGUGUUUAUGGAGCCUUAUUUAUAUGAUUACAGCAGACCAGUGUAUCCCGUCGCGGGCAACCGAGCGGAGAAGCAGAUAGACUUAGCCGUGGCUCCAAGAUCAGCCCCCGGUCUUCAAGCCGUCGUUCACCUUCUUCCCGACGAGGACUCUGGCGUGGGAGGCGAGCUGGUCUUCACUCAGAUCGUGCCCAAUGGCCCUGUGACCAUAGAGGGGAACAUCACAGGCCUGUUUGCUGGACUACACGGCGUCCAUGUCCACCAGAGUGGCGCCGUGAAGGAUAAUUGCAAGGAGAUCGGGCCACACUUCAUUGCUUUCUACGGUCGUCACGGCGGUCCACGGGACCCAAUCCGUCACGUCGGCGACCUCGGCAACAUCAAAGCCGAAGAGGGCGCCACUGUCAACGUGAAAAUUGUAGACCAUCUCAUUUCAUUGGCCGGCCCGAGAUCCAUCGUGGGCAGAUCUCUGGCCAUUUCCAAGGGGGAAGACGACUAUGGCAGGGCCAGUACUGAAGACAGUGCCCUAACCGGCACAUCCGGACCUGCGCUGGCGUGCGGCAUUAUUGGAUAUUUGAAUUAA